Pundamilia nyererei is the source of this 1473-nucleotide messenger RNA. RefSeq names its product ADP-ribosylation factor-like 9 (gene arl9). The record is from RefSeq and is a predicted model, not a curated record. NCBI's taxonomy places the organism in Eukaryota, Metazoa, Chordata, Actinopteri, Cichliformes, Cichlidae. Gene Ontology annotation, molecular function: GTP binding; GTPase activity. Bases 204 to 1022 code for a protein of 272 amino acids. The transcript is spliced from 4 exons.
AUCAACACCUCCGCGCACUUUAUCCGGAAAUAUCGUUUUGAGAAGUUCCUCCGGAGCUUCCGGUCUGUUAAUCCACUUGUUGAGCAGAGGAGAGGGGCGGGGAAGCGCUUACGGACUUACAUUUUCACCAGAACUCCAAUCAUGUCGCGGGCAAACGGGUAAACGGCGCCCAGACAGAGCAGCAAAGCCGGCAGUUGAGCACCAUGUUGAGUUUGAGCAGAGCUGGUAUCGUCGGCGCCUCCGUCGCUGUGGCGGGAGGAGUCGCUUAUCUUAUCUGGAACUAUGCGUCCUCCUCCGGGGAGGAGAAGCCCGAAACACGCCUGGGAGAGGUCGGUGAAAGUGACAGAGAGCAGCGGGAAGGAGAGAAGGAUGAAAUAAGAGAGGAAGAGACUCCGGUGAUUAAAGCUCAGCAGCAGCAGACACAGUGUGCUGAGCCCACAACGGCCGUGGUUGAACCUGUAGCAGCUGCUGAAGUUCGGAACACAUCACAGUCCCAGCCUGUGGAGUCAAAGGGAACACAGGUUCUGGUUCUGGGUCUCGAUGGAUCCGGAAAGACCAGCCUGCUGCAGUCUUUGUCCACCGGCCGCCUGGAGCAGGACAUACAGCCGACACAGGGCUUCAACGCCGUCUCCAUCAACAAAGAUGACUGCUAUAUCGAGUUUCUGGAAAUUGGAGGUAAAGAGGAUCUACGGCCAUAUUGGCAGAAAUAUAUCCCUAAAGCACUGCUGCUGGUAUUUGUAGUCGACUCGUCCAACCCGCAGCUCUUUCCAGUGGCAAAGAAACACCUACACGAGCUGCUGGCCUCUCGUCCAAGCCUGCCUUUAAUGGUGCUGGCCAACAAACAGGACCUUCCAGGUUCCUGCGGCAUCACUGACCUCCACGACGCUCUGUCUCUGUCCGAGCUCGGCGACCGGCGCUUGUUCCUCAUCGCUACCCACGUGAAGAAGGGCGAGACAGAGCUGAGCUCUGGCGUGCAGGACGCUCAGGCCCUGAUCUCCCAGUUGGUUUGUGACGGUUUAUGAAACGCACUGUUAACUCCUGUCACUUAAUCACAUUCAGUGAGCUCUUUGCACUUUUUUUUAAACUUUACUGUUUUCACUACGUUUGUAGGCUAAACCUCUGGUAUUUAUUUCUGUUGGUAUUUCACGUUUGUGAGGAGAAAAAAACCCCUCACUGUUUGUUGGCCUGUUAAAUUUUUUUUAUUGAUUUGUGUCAAACUGGGAGAACACAAAACCAUUAUCUCUAUUUUUGUCCCAGCAGGUGAUGUGUGGAGCCACAAAUGUUAACAUUUACAAGACUGUUACUGUGGUUUAAAUUUUUAAUUCCUUCUAAUGUUGUUUGGAGCUGCAAUUGCAGUAGUUUUCAAAUCGAUCUUAAUGAUUUAAAUGUGUCAGCGUAUUUCAUACUUGCAUACAAAUCUCAAGCUGCUUAAAUUCGUCAUAUCAGCUGAGACAAGUGGCCCAAACUAACUUU